Messenger RNA from Spodoptera littoralis (African cotton leafworm), 1077 nucleotides. The record is from the annotation of a GenBank genome assembly. NCBI's taxonomy places the organism in Eukaryota, Metazoa, Arthropoda, Insecta, Lepidoptera, Noctuidae.
AUGUGUAUGGAAAUGAAUUUACAAACUUUAUUUCAGGAUUUUAAUCCUAGCAAAUUCGUGGUUCACAGCUGUUUGCUAAUAUUUACUGCAUUGUUAGCUUUAAAAUUAGAUAAUUCGAUAACAUGGUCGUACUGGGCCGUGUUUACUCCAAUAUGGGUGUGGAAAUUUCUUGUAGUUCUUGGUGCCACAGUUGGCACAUAUGUUUGGUGGCAGUACCCUCACUUCAGGUUGGAGGGUGAAGCCUAUAUUCACUACAAAGCUAUGCUGAUAAGUCUUGCCAUUCACUUAAUACUGCUUAUGUUCGAGCUGCUGGUAUGUGACCAGUUGACCACCAGUCGCCAUGUGUGGAUACUGGUGUUUAUACCACUCAUCUUUAUAAGCAUAGUUUCCAUUGCCAUCUGUAUAUGGUCUGUGAAACAUGAUCGCAGCUAUGAGUUGGAACUAUUUUGUGCUGUAAAUAUACUCCAGUUCAUAUUUCUGGCACUGAAGCUGGAUGAGUUCAUAAGUUGGUCGUGGGAGGUUGUGUUUGUACCGCUGUGGAUACUGAUGUGCCUCAGUCUUGUAGGGGUCUUAUACAGUAUAAUAUUCGCUGGGAUCCUACUCCGGACUCCAGAGGUGAACAUACAACAGCGGCGGACUAGCUUUAACUCGGCUCUGGCUUACACGUUCACAGUCAUACCUAUAUUGGUGUUUCAGGUGCUAUUAACAAACAAGUUGGACGAUGGCCUGCCCCUCACGUACACGGUGGUCGUCAGCCCGCUCUUCGUCAGCUACGCCACCCUCAUCAUCAUGUCGUUCAGCUCUAAAGGAGGCAAUAAAUGGUGGUUCGGUAUCAGGAAAGACUUCUGCCAGUUCCUUCUCUCAGUAUUCCCGCUACUACAAGAGUACGCGAACAUUGCGUACAACAACAACGUGAACCGAGGCGCCAACGUGGUGCCCAGCGAGCCCCCAGAACCUUACCGCGACGACGAAACACAAAAGAAAGUUAAAGAAAGCAAAAAAUCGCAGAAGAAUCAAAAGAAAAAUGAAAUAAUGAAACCAGUAGUGCCUAUUACGAGUAUAGACAUGCCAGAUUGA